Cryptomeria japonica (Japanese cedar) is the source of this 2414-nucleotide messenger RNA. RefSeq names its product cold-responsive protein kinase 1. Gene Ontology annotation, molecular function: protein kinase activity; chitinase activity; ATP binding. The coding region runs from base 778 to 2325 and encodes 515 amino acids. Lineage: Eukaryota; Viridiplantae; Streptophyta; Pinopsida; Cupressales; Cupressaceae. Gene Ontology annotation, biological process: cell wall macromolecule catabolic process; chitin catabolic process; protein phosphorylation. The transcript is spliced from 7 exons. The record is from RefSeq and is a predicted model, not a curated record.
UCUGCUAUAUCAAUGCAAUCAAUUCAAGCCAUUCAAGUAUGACAGACUGUAAUGAGACGAAUACUCUGUAUCCCUGUGCUGACGGAAGGAGUUAUCAUGGGCGUGGUCCAUUACAAUUAACCUGGCGAGUUUUCUUGCUUUUACAGUCCAUUUGAUUAUUUGCCACUAUUAACAUAAAAUCAAAUCAGUUAUGAAAGUAGUGAUGUAUGCAUUCUGGAAAGCCAGAAAUUCUAAUCUUAAAAACAUCCAACCGGAAGAAAAACUACUCAACUUGAUCCAAAAUUCUCAAAUUUAAAGGGGAACCAGCGUUGUCUAAGGUGGCUGACCUUGAUCUCACUCUUUGAAGGGACUUUCUUCCCCCGACACCCAUUGACCCCGUGGUGGUGCGUGAAGCGGUCUCCCCUACUGCUCCAUGCAAGGACUUCCAUGGUUGCUGGGGAAUGUGUUUCUCCCUUGCAAGACGACAAUGUUUUUAUGGGUGUGUUGUCCUGUGCCUUUAAAAACUGUUGGUAUGGAGGAUUUUCUUGGGAGUUCCUCUCCCAGUGUUGGCUGUGUGACUACUGCUCCUGCUGAGUUGUCUUUGUGCUUGGAGACUGUUGCUCUUGUGCAGGACGAUGUGGUUGGGAUGGAACUUGUUAUCCCUGAAUCUGCUGUUCCUGAGCAGGCUGAGAUGGAAGGGAUGGAAAUUGCUAUCCCAGAUUCGCUUUUCAGCAAAACGCAGCGUGUUUUUGUAACUCGCUUGUUAGGAAGUUCUGCGGAAAUCAUCCCAACCGAAAGAUGGAUGAGAUGGAAGUGGAACCUAAGAGGAACUACAACUAUGGACCUGCAGGGACUUACCUCAAUUUGGACUUACUAAACCAACCAGACCUUGUAUCCACCAACUCAACAAUCUCCUUUGAGGCUUCCCUCUGGUAUUGGAUGAUCAAUACUGACUGUCACAAUGCUAUUGUUUUCGGACAGGGCUUCAUAGAAACUGUAAAAGGUCUAGAUAGUACGGCAUGUGAUCGACCCGGGGAUAUUUCUCACAGGGUUGAUUCCUACAUAUCAUACUGUCAUCAACUUGGAGUAGACCCUGGACCAGAUCUAGCAUGUGACACAACAUCAAUAUCCUCCGGAGGAAGAAGGAAACCCAAGGAACUAAUACCCAUAUUGUUAGAAAGUACAGGAGGAGCAGCUCUCCUAUGUAUAGUCUUUUUAUUUUACUGGAGGUUUUGCAUCAGACAGCAACGAAGAGAUAAACCAGAUACAGCUAUAGGUGUUGAGGAAAAAGAACCUGCAAUUAUUAAUUUCAAUUACUGUUACGAAGUUCUUCAUGAAGCAACUAAAGGCUUCUGUCCUGCAAACAAACUUGGGGAAGGAGGUUCUGGUGAAGUAUAUAAGGGGAUACUUGCAGAUGGAAAAGAGAUUGCUGUUAAGAAGCUCUUUGUAACGCGAUCAUCACAAGCUAUGGAAGAGUUCCUUACAGAAGUGAAGAUUGUAAGCGGAUUUCUUCACAGGAAUCUCAUCCGCUUGCUUGGAUGUUGCAAUAAGGGAGAGGAACGAUUUCUAGUUUAUGAAUUUAUGCCAAACAGGAGCCUUGACAAGCAUUUGUUUGGGGAGGAGGGAAUUUUUCUCAAAUGGAAAGAACGUUUCGAAAUAAUUACAGGCACAGCUUGCGGUCUUGUAUAUUUACAUGAACAUUCUCACGCUCCCAUUGUACACAGAGACAUCAAAACUUUCAAUAUCCUUCUGGAUGAAAACCUGCAACCGAAAAUAGCAGAUUUUGGACUAGCAAAAAUUUUCCCAGAAGAUAAAACACAUCUUACAACCAGAGUGGGCGGAACCAUUGGAUAUACUGCUCCUGAAUAUGCUGUGCAUGGGCAAUUGACACAAAAAGCAGAUGUUUAUAGCUAUGGAGUAGUUGUUCUAGAGGUUGUAAGUGGCAAGAAGUGCAACAAUACUGGACUUCCGCACCCCAUGGAGAUUCUUUUGCAGUGGGCUUGGAAUUCGUAUGAAAGAAAUGAGAGCUUGAGCAUUGCUGAUCCAAAACUGAAGUUGGAGACUCUGCCUGAAAACGAACAAAGGCAAAUAUUAAGAGUCAUAUACAUUGCUCUUCUUUGCACUCAAGCCUCUCCUACCAAGAGACCGUCUAUGUCUGAUGUUUUGUCAAUGUUAACAUAUGAUUUCGAAAUUUCAGCUGUGCCCACUCCACCAAUUUUAUUGGAUUUCCAAACAGACUUGACUUCUAUGCCUUCCACAUUAAUUUCUGGAACUUCAUCUUCAACUUCAGGAGCUUCUUCCUCAACCAUGAAUGGAUCUAUUAGUUUCUCUCUCUUUCCACGUUGAUUAUAAUUGAGCUUCCUAUUGAUUGGGUUAAAUUGGAAUUUCAAUAAUAUCAUACUCUCAAAAAAUUUAUAUUCCUUUUUUUUAAUAAA